Arabis nemorensis is the source of this 981-nucleotide messenger RNA. The record is from the annotation of a GenBank genome assembly. Lineage: Eukaryota; Viridiplantae; Streptophyta; Magnoliopsida; Brassicales; Brassicaceae.
AUGGGUUUGGAGAAAAAAUCGGCAAUGUUGGAAGAUUUGAUAGAGAAAUGCGGUGGUUGUGCGGUGGUCGACGGUGGUUUCGCAACCCAGCUGGAGAUUCACGGCGCCGCCAUUAACGACCCUUUGUGGAGUGCAGUUUCUCUCAUCAAAGAUCCUCAACUUAUCAAAAGGGUUCAUAUGGAAUAUUUGGAGGCUGGUGCAGAUAUUGUGGUUACUUCAUCUUAUCAGGCUACUAUCCCUGGGUUUCUUUCAAGAGGUUUAUCCGUGGAAGAGAGCGAGUCGUUGCUACAAAAGAGCGUAAAAUUAUCUCUUGAAGCCCGCGAUAAAUUCUGGGACAAAGUGAGCAAAAUAUCAGGACAUAGCUAUAACCGAGCUCUUGUAGCUGCAUCUAUUGGAAGCUAUGGAGCUUAUCUCGCUGAUGGCUCUGAAUACAGUGGAAACUAUGGCGAGAACGUAAGUUUGGAGAAAUUAAAAGACUUUCACAGGCGAAGACUUCAAGUCCUAGUGGAAGCUGGUCCGGAUCUUCUUGCUUUUGAAACCAUACCGAAUAAACUCGAAGCUCAGGCGUGCGUUGAGCUUCUAGAGGAAGAGAAAGUUCAAAUUCCGGCAUGGAUUUGCUUUACAUCUGUAGAUGGUGAGAAAGUUCCAUCAGGAGAGAGCUUUGAGGAAUGUCUCGAACCUCUUAACAAAAGCAACAAUAUUUACGCUGUUGGCAUAAACUGCGCACCUCCUCAAUUCAUCGAAAAUCUGAUUCGCGAAUUCUCCAAGCUGACCAAGAAGGCAAUCGUUGUUUACCCAAAUAGCGGAGAGGUUUGGGACGGCAAAGCGAAGAAAUGGCUGCCAUCGCAAUGCUUUGGUGACGAUGAAUUUGAGAUGUUUGCAACGAAAUGGCGCGACCUUGGAGCUAAACUGAUAGGAGGAUGUUGCAGGACAACACCUUCCACCAUUAAAGCUAUCUCCAGAGAUUUGAAACGAAGAUGA